AUGGAUCGUUCAACAAGAGCAGGCGGGCAGGCCGCAACCACGUCCGCCAACAACAGACAAUCGCCCCCGGCCAGGGGCUAUCUUGCAUCCGAUGAUGUCUACGUCGUCGGCGACAAGAAUGCGCGGGGCACGAGAAGUGCGCCGAACACGGCGACAGGCUCCACGAACGUCACUCACAGCCCCAGCAAGCGGCCACACGCAUCCAUUGCCGUGUCUGACGUGCCGGCGAACAGCCGCAAUGCGGGAAGCGCUCAGGAUGUCGAGAUCCGACCGGCGAAGAAGUUUGCCAAGUUCGUCGACUACAAUUUCAGCGCCAUGACAGACACCAAGGGCGGUUUCUUGUCUACGGACGACGACCCGUUCAACAAAGCGUUUGCAGAUACCAGCCGGGGCGGUAACGGACAGGAAGCGCGACCUGCGCAUAUGACCGUGGCCGAGUGGGAGCGAAUGCAGACGAUCCGCAACCUCAAGCGGCUCAAGCAAGGGCCUUACGAGCCGGGUCUCAGUGUCCUGGCCGAGGCAACAGAUCAGAAGCGAUGCGUAGAGUGCAACAGCCUCGAGAUUGACUUCGUCUGGGAGGAUGUCUUCCACAUCUGUGUCUGCAACCCCUGCAAGGACAAAUUUCCUGAAAAGUACAGUCUCCUCACCAAGACAGAGUGCCGGGAGGACUAUCUCUUGACCGAUCCUGAGCUGAAGGAUGCAGAGCUUCUGCCGCAUCUCUCGAAGCCAAACCCCCACAAGUCACAUUGGCAUGACAUGAUGCUGUUCCUCCGCUGCCAGGUGGAAGAGUACGCUAUCAACACAAAAUGGGGAUCGGCGGAGGCUCUCGAUGCCGAGUUUGAACGCCGCGAGGCCGAUAAGAAGCGUCGCAAAGACGCAAAGUUCAAGGAAAAGUUGCUGCAGCUCAAAAAGAAGACCCGGUCGGAGGCGUACCGUCGCAACGCAACAGGAAAGGGAUCAGCAGACGGCGAGACACAGGCCACGACCUUUGGCGAUGCUGUUGGAAACAGAGGCCGUCAUGUACACGAGUGGGGACGUGCCAUUGAAAACGACAAUGGCAUGUCUGUCAAGCGUUGUAUCUCGUGCGGCAUGGAAGUUGAAGAGCUGGAGUUUUAG
Messenger RNA from Sporothrix brasiliensis 5110, 1116 nucleotides. Its product is annotated as DNA-repair protein complementing XP-A cell. Gene Ontology annotation, cellular component: nucleotide-excision repair factor 1 complex. Gene Ontology annotation, molecular function: damaged DNA binding. Bases 1 to 1116 code for a protein of 371 amino acids. Gene Ontology annotation, biological process: nucleotide-excision repair involved in interstrand cross-link repair; UV-damage excision repair; nucleotide-excision repair, DNA damage recognition. The transcript is spliced from 3 exons. NCBI's taxonomy places the organism in Eukaryota, Fungi, Ascomycota, Sordariomycetes, Ophiostomatales, Ophiostomataceae. The record is from RefSeq and is a predicted model, not a curated record.